AUGGUGAAAUCAUUGUUCAACAUCUGUUUGUCGGCUGUUUGUCAGCAUCAACUCAACGAUCAUCUGGCUUUGAUACCAAUCGAAUGUAAACAGAAACUUCUCGAAUUCUUCACUAAUCAUGAUCAGCUGGCCGCGUUGGACUGUGAUCGUCUGGUGUCGUCACCGACGUUCGCCGACAAUCUCACUGAGCUCAAAUUCUAUCUGAGCGAAGAUCUGUCCGAUUCGAUGUUAGCCGCCCUGACCGCCAACAAUAAACGCCUCGAACGAAUCACAUGGUCGAAUGGAGUGCGAACGGUGACUUCUGGUCAAAAGAAUCUGCUACAGCUCGAACUUCGUGCUAUGUAUCAGCUGACUGAUGCUGGUCUCACAGAUGUCAAAUGUCCUUUCCUGCAUACGUCUUGGAAUUCGUUUUCUUGUACAAAGAAAUCCAAAUAUUCAUUGUCUCUAUCUCAAUCAUUGUCGUUCACAUUCGCCACGAUCAAAAAAAGCUUCUGUACCGAUAUCGCCUAUUAUGUCGGAGAACGAUUACGGGUACUCGAGUUGGACUUUUUGCCAUCUUUGAUCGAUCCAGCGGCCGCCCUUCAACAUCUUUCUACUCAAUGUCCAAAUGUCUGCCAACUUUCAUUGGCAAGAUUCUUCAAUGAGAGCUACGACGAUUUCCCACCAGCUGUUCAGUUCAAAAUCUAUGGUUUUAAUCUACGCGAUAUCGAUCUUUACGGUAAUUAUUUUGUUAUUCUUCCCGAACUCCCGCCAACAGUUCAUUCCUUGCGAUUGUCUGUGAACGGUGACGAGAAUCCAUUCGAGCUUGUCCGGAGUUUACAGGCACAGCCCUAUCUGAAGAGCAUCAAUCUACAGUUGGCAGUUCGUGAUGCCAGCAUUUCGGCGAUCGACAAUGCCAAUACCCUUCUCAGCACAAUUCUGCCGUAUAUUGGCAGUAAGAUAACUAUUCUCACGGACCUUGAAACGUCGCAAAUGCUGUCAGUUGACGAUCGAUUUCUCGCAAUUCUCGGAGAAAAUUGUCGGCAAUUAAGAUGUAUCAAUUUGAACGGAUGCAGAUGGGUGAGCGACAAAGGCAUGGCAGCAUUGGCAAGACGAUGUCCCCUUCGAGAGGUUCGCAUUCGUGGCACUGCCUGUACGGAUAAAUCUAUUUACACUCUGGCUCAAUUCUGUCCCGAUCUCGAGUGGAUCUCCUACGCUGACUACUCAGGUCGACCAAAAUUCACCGACAAAGCGCUUCAAUUUCUCAGGGAUUCCUGUAUUCAGAAGGUCAUCUGCUAG
Molecule: messenger RNA, 1278 nt
Organism: Ostertagia ostertagi
Lineage: Eukaryota; Metazoa; Nematoda; Chromadorea; Rhabditida; Trichostrongylidae
Source: the annotation of a GenBank genome assembly